CGCGGGCGCCAUGUUGCGAGCCGUACGCCGGCGAUGGGAUGCUUACAAGUACCGCUUUGUUCCUUGGCUGGCCCUCAACCUCCGCCGCAAGCGCAGGUGAGGCCAGGACCCUCCGAUAUGUUCCCAAAAGCUCCCAAGACAAAAUUAUCUCUGAUGAAGAUGUCUUUGAAACACUACUAAAAAUAUUUAAAGCUCUGUUCAUAAAUGACUUCAGUAGACAAGCACAUAUUUUGGCCUUACUUCCAGAAAUCAAAUGUAAAUAUCUGGAAUUACUUACUGUUGAGCAGAAGCGAUCAAAAGUAAAUUCUUGUAACCAUCAGAGUCAACAUGUGUUUAGUCCAGAGGAAGUUAUGUUUAAUACACUAGGGUUCAGUAUUACUCGAGAUCGAAGUUCCCUGGUGUCUGCUGGAACUGGAGUCUUUGUUACCAAAGGUUUUGUACCGAAAGGGACGGUUGUAUCUAUGUAUCCUGGUACAGUAUACAGAAAGCAUGAGCCCAUCUUUUUCCAGUCCCUUGGCAAUCCCUUUAUUUUUAGGUGCAUAGAUGGCGUCCUUAUUGAUGGGAAUGAUAAAGGACUAUCAAGAUCAGUGUACAGGUCUUGCAGCAGGAGAGAUCAACUUGGUCCAUUUCAAAUGAGCGAUGAGAGCUGGCUUACAGCUGCCCUACAAAACCCACUGGCGGUGGGACAGUAUGUCAACAACUGCUCACACGAAAAAGCAGCCAACGUGUGUUAUCAGGAGUUUGAUGUGCCGGCAUAUUUUCCAGUAGAACUGAAACAGUAUCUUCCAAACAUCGUCUACAGCCAUGACAUAGAGAGCCACCCGAGGUGUGUAGUGCUUGUCACUCUCAGAGACAUCAAACAAGGAGAAGAACUUUUUUCUAAUUACUACACGGUUGUCAGCUGAAUUAAUAGAUUCAAGACUGAAGAAAUCUAUGUCAUUAAAAUACUUACUCUGUGUGUACCUCAAGCUUCAUGAGCAUUUUGGCAUAAUAAAGGGCUGUAGCUUUACCAUUUAGAAAGCAAGCUGCAGGCUUGUAUUUCCCUGAAAAUACUGCACUUUUGAUGUAGAGGUGAAGGUUUAACUGUUUACAUCAUUAGGUUCCCGGCUGUCUACUGGUAUUACAGAUAUUACUGCCUAAUGCUGUUCAGCUGUCCGUACAAUAGCUCAUAAAAUAAAAACCUAAGUUCUGGACAUGUCAGUUAAUUUUCUAGUUUGCACAGUUGUCUGUUACUGUGGCUCAGUUUUAAUAUUUUACCAUUUCUCUUCUCGUGACACAAUUUGUAAAAAUGACUUCCCUCUUGUGAACUAUUCCUCAGAUAAUCCUCAUAGUUCAUGGUAAUUACUAGUUCUUGUUCUGGUUUUCUUGGAGUUGGUCCCUUUGGUCCCUGCUUCCUACCUACCCUGAAAGUAUUCCAGUGUAGCCAGUUGUCCAAAUCUUUCACAAAGCCAGUUUUGGAACAGUGCUAAUACGGACUUGAGAUGUGCCUGCAUGCUGCGCUGUCAUCAAGAGGCCAACUUGAGCCACUGGCUUUAGCUCUGCCUGUCUUGGGGCAGGAGGAAAGACGGUGUGUAUCCUGAAGCCCUGCCCAAUCCUAGUUUCAGUGGUUCAGUGGGAAGUUUCCUGGCAUGUGGCAACUUUCUCAAAGAGAAAGAACUUCAUGUUGCAGCGUAGCUGGAGGAAAUAAUGUCAACGAAGUGUGCAGUGCAUU
Messenger RNA from Gavia stellata (red-throated loon), 1711 nucleotides. It is a transcript of the gene SETD9, whose product is annotated as SET domain containing 9. The coding region runs from base 39 to 905 and encodes 288 amino acids. The transcript is spliced from 6 exons. Gene Ontology annotation, molecular function: protein binding. The record is from RefSeq and is a predicted model, not a curated record. NCBI's taxonomy places the organism in Eukaryota, Metazoa, Chordata, Aves, Gaviiformes, Gaviidae.